This is a messenger RNA of Williopsis jadinii, 812 nucleotides long. RefSeq lists its product as uncharacterized. The record is from RefSeq and is a predicted model, not a curated record. NCBI's taxonomy places the organism in Eukaryota, Fungi, Ascomycota, Saccharomycetes, Phaffomycetales, Wickerhamomycetaceae. The transcript has a single exon. Bases 8 to 457 code for a protein of 149 amino acids.
GAUUGAUAUGACACGUUUCAACGAACUCACUGCUCAGUUUGACAAAUACACAAUUAACAUCAACAAGCACCAGGAACAGAUUCAACUGCAACAACAACAGCAGCAACAACAACAACAGUUUGCAGCUAUGUCUGCUGCAAGAGCCACUCCAGGCAACUAUCAUUACAGUGUUCAAGAGCCAGUUUCUCCCGUGUCCAUGAACUCCGAGUCCUCUCCAAUAUACAACUCAGGUAUCACCCACCAAUCUCCUUGGGCUUAUCAACAGUUGUAUAACAACGCUGGAUUUGGUAGCUACGGUCACCAGAAGAGUUAUUCUUGGCAAGUUGAUCAGUUUGAACCAAGUUAUUAUUGUUCAAAAACUGGUCUUCAACACAAGAGCCAAUUCUGUUCUUGUACCUACUGCUCAUCUUCGGUUAGAGGAGUUGAAUGGAACUCAAGAUUGGGUACCGCUUGUUGAUUGUUAUUCAUCCUAUUUGUCUACACUAUACUACUAAUACUUGCUUUCUUUCCAAAAUAUCUGAAAACAAAAAAAAAAAGUAUUCUUAUACACACAUACAUCAAAAGUUUUUUAUGCUGCUUCUUGUGACUUCACUCUUUUAUUUUUUAUGCUUUUUUGGUUUAUUCAUCUCUCUGUGUUUGGUUUGUUUGUCGAUUUUGAUUCCACUUAACUGUUGGAGUUUCCUUUAUCAACGAACUUGACAUAUCUUGUCUUUUCUAUAUAUGUUGUCGAUCGUCUUUUACUUUUUUUCCAAGGUCGAUGUCAUCGUUAUACUCAAACGAGGCUCUUUUUCUUUUUUUUUUCUACCUUGAUA